AAAAAAAAAAAAAAACACACACACACCAUCUCCUCCCCCUUUGGAGCUAGCAGCCACCGCCACCUUAAGCGGGUCGUCAAGAGGCCAUUUCCGAGGCCAUUUCCGGCGGAAGCUCUUCUCGCCACCAACUCGUCCGGUUAGAGUGUCCGAGCCAACUCAGUAGGCUCUCUGGACACUGCCCUUAUUUGGGUUUAUUUCGGACUUUCGUUCAUAUUGCAAAAUAGGAUAUUGAAAAAAUAAUCCUGGCCACACGAUUGGACGAUUGGUUGACUUUCACCAGAUUCACAGGUUCCACGUGAGCACGUGCACUUCUCGUUCCUUGUUGCUUCCUCUUCAAUCUCCCUUCUUCAUGGCUUCCCAACCACCCGUCACCGCCGGUGCCACCGGCACCGCCGCCGCUUCCAUUCAGGAUAUCUUCGAUUCCUCUCUAAACCUCGAAGAAACCCACUUCAACGACGGCUUUACUGAAGGCUACAACGCCGGCUUAAUCUCCGGAAAAGAAGAAGCCAAGCAAGUAGGCCUAAAAUUCGGUUUCCAAGUUGGUGAAGAACUUGGGUUCUACCGGGGCUGUGUCGAUGUCUGGAACUCGGCAAUUGAAGUCGAUUCGACCCGGUUCUCUUCUCGGGUUCAAAAAAGUAUUAAACAGAUGGAGGAGUUGCUACAAAAAUACCCGUUUUUUGACCCGGAUGAUGAGAGUGCCCAAGAAAUUAUGGAUAAUCUGAGGUUGAAAUUUAGGGCUAUCUGCGCCACAUUGUCGGUGAAAUUGGAGUAUAAUGGGUUUCUCAAAUCUUCUUCGGAGGAAGGAGAAAGAAUGUUAAAGUUAAUGCUUGCAUGCUGCAAGGUAUACAUAUCUGAGAGCCGAAACAGGGCUGCACUUGAGUUGAUUGAACGAGCUGCCAGGCUAUUCCCAGAAGCCCCUAUUAUCAACAAGUUUGAAGAUGAGACUUACAAUAGGGUUGGUUACACUCUUGUCUCCAAGUUGGCUCCAAAGCCAUCUUCAGACACAUGUGCCUUGAGAGGUGCCGUGCUUGCCAUGGUUAAAGCUGCAUUUGAAGCCAUCAACCUUGAAAUACAUUGUGGAAACCAUCCCAGGCUUGGAGUGGUUGACCACAUUUGCUUUCAUCCCUUGGCUGAUGCCUCACUGAAGCAGACAGCUGGAAUUGCAAAGUCUUUGGCAGCUGAUAUUGGUUCCAAUCUUCAAGUGCCAACCUUUUUAUAUGGAGCAGCCCAUGAAGAGGAAAGGACUCUCGAUUCAAUAAGAAGAGAGUUGGGAUACUUCAAGCCUAAUUCCAGUGGAAACCAGUGGGCUGGGGGUAUGAUAUCAGAGUCUUCUCUAUUGAAGCCAGAUGUAGGUCCAGCUCAAGCAGCUCAAGCAAAAGGUGUGGUUGUAAUUGGAUCAACCCGGUGGGUUGAUAACUAUAAUGUCCCAAUUUUCUCUAGUAAUAUUGCUGCUGUUCGUAGAAUUGCAAAACGGGUAAGUGGUAGAGGAGGUGGACUUCCAUCAGUACAAGCCAUGGCACUUGCUUAUGGUGAAAAUGUCACUGAGGUAGCUUGUAACCUGUUGGAACCAAGUAGAAUUGGAGGAGAUCAAGUUCAGCUUGAAGUUGAGCGGCAUGCAGAAGAAGAGGGAAUGAUUGCAGGGAAAGGAUAUUAUACUGAUUUUUCACAGGAAAAAAUAAUUAAGAGAUACUUGGACUUUAAUCCAUUGUGUGAUUAGAAGAUAAAUGAUUAGGGAAACUAUUGUUCCAUGAGUGAACCAAAUAAGAAACUCUUCCAGUGAGAGAUUAUUUUCUCUUUUGUGAAGAGGGAUUUUUUGUUCUGAUCUUCUAGUUUGAAUGGUCAUUCAUAUGCCUGAAAUUUGUCUGUUCUAUUCAUUUGUACGAUCUUAAGAAGUUACAACUAUUUUCUUUUUUAAGGACUAUUCUCGGUAGAUACUUAACCUUGGAUCAACUGUGGAUUAGUGGGUUUAUCUUUCUUCUCC
Vitis riparia (riverbank grape) is the source of this 1981-nucleotide messenger RNA. Its product is annotated as formimidoyltransferase-cyclodeaminase-like. The record is from RefSeq and is a predicted model, not a curated record. NCBI's taxonomy places the organism in Eukaryota, Viridiplantae, Streptophyta, Magnoliopsida, Vitales, Vitaceae. The transcript has 4 exons. Gene Ontology annotation, molecular function: transferase activity; folic acid binding. Bases 350 to 1717 code for a protein of 455 amino acids.